Molecule: messenger RNA, 474 nt
Organism: Cordyceps fumosorosea ARSEF 2679
Lineage: Eukaryota; Fungi; Ascomycota; Sordariomycetes; Hypocreales; Cordycipitaceae
Product: ferro-O2-oxidoreductase
Exons: 2
Coding region: 1-474 (157 amino acids)
Molecular function (GO): copper ion binding; oxidoreductase activity
Source: RefSeq, a predicted model, not a curated record
AUGGACACGCCGCUGAACACCGGUCGGCUGCGCCAAUCCAAGCCGCGGCGGCGGCUGCCUCUCUGCGGCGGGUUGGCGCUGUUGCUGGCCACGGCGACGCUGUAUCUCGUCGUCGUGCUGCGAUACUCGCAAGCCACGGUUCGGCCGCUCUCAUGGCUGCUGCCACCACACGAAAUCGUCGAUUCGAUUGACGCGACGCCUUCCGACAAGCAUGAUCGCUUUGCGCUGCACCCGGAACUGCAUGUCUCGCGUCCUCCCCGCACCUUGAAGCUCGAUUGGAGCAUCACGCGACAGCAGCACCGCCCUGACGGCGUGCUGAGAGACGUCUACUUCAUCAACGGCCAAUUCCCCGGCCCGACGAUUGAGGCGCGCUCCGGGGAUGAGCUGCAAAUCACCGUCACGAACAACAUCUUUAACGACACCGACGCAGGCAUCGCCAUGCACUGGCACGGCCUUCGCAUGAAGGGCAAGUAG